AUGGGUGCUGAUGCGGGCACAGCGGGUGGUUCGGGCGCCCGGGGCCAGCUGCGUGUGCUCAAAGCGCUCGCCGAGGCGCUGUGGCCGUCGCAGCCCGCGCCGCCGGGGGCCGACGCGGCAAUGGAGCGCUUCUAUUCGCUGUCGGGAGGGGCUCUGCCGACGGUGCCAGAGCAGGCCACUCUGCUGUCGUGGCGCCACUCGUGGCUCGGCAGCCUCAAGGCGGUCUUCAAGGCCCUUAAGUCCAUAAUCGUAGCCGUCAUCCUGGCGAACAUAGACGACGCCACCGGCACCAACCCGUUUUUUGAGGCGGCACCCCGCCCCGAGCCCGCGCCCGCGGCGGCGGCGCUGCAAGCCGAGGAGGUGCUCGCCAGCGCGGUGGUGGACCUGCCGGCAGCGCUGGCCGCGGGCGGCGCCGCCGGCUCGCGGUCGCUGCUGGAGCGGCGCGGCUUCAAGAUCGGGGGCGGCCCCGGCGGCGCUCCCGCGGCGGCGGCAGCAGCAGCACGGAGCAGAGGGAAGGGGCGAGAGGCCGGCGGCUGGUGGUUGGAGGCGGACGCGGUCGUGGUGGGCAGCGGCGCCGGGGGUGGUGUGGCGGCGGCGGUGCUGGCGGCGGCUGGUCUCAGGGUGGUGGUGGUUGAGAAGGGAAGCUGGAAGCGCAUGGCAGACCUGACAUGGCUGGAAGGGGAGUCCACCGACACCAUGUUCGAGCGGGGAGCGUUCCUGGCGACUGAGGAUGGCGGCAUGAGCAUCCUGGCGGGCGCCACGCUGGGUGGUGGGACCAAGGUCAACUGGUGCGCGUCCCUCCGCACCCCAGAUCAUGUCCGGAAGGAGUGGGCCGAGCGCCACGGCCUGCCGCGCUUCGCGACCCCUGAGUUCGACGCCUCGCUCGACGCCGUCACCGCCCGCCUGGGCGUGACUAAUACGACGCGCCUGAACGGCAGCAACGGCGCGCUUUACGACGGCCUGGUCGAGCUCGGCGCGGACGCACGGAAGCUGCCGAGAAACUGCCUGUCGGACGAGUGCAGCGGCUUCUGCUCCCUCGGGUGCAAGACCGGCCACAAGGUGUCCACUGACGUGUCAUACCUGGCUGAUGCAGUGAAGAACGGCGCACGCAUCAUCACGGGCGUCCACGCGCGCCGGGUGCUGCUUGAACCAAACAUUGGCGCCGGCAGCGGCGCACGCGGCGGCGGCGAAGGCAGUGGCGGCGGCAGGGCCCACAGGGCGGCCGGGGUGGAGCUGGUCGCCGGCGGCGCGGAGGGCGGCGCGGGGUUUACGGUGGUCGUCAGGGCGCCGAUCGUGGUGGCGAGCGCUGGGUCUAUUCAUUCGCCCGCGCUGCUGCUGCGCAGCGGCAUCACCUGCGGCGGCAACGUGGGCGCGCACCUGCGUGUCCACCCCGCGUUCGGCGUGCUGGGGCUGUUUGACGGGGAGGAGCGGAGGCGACACUCGGCGGAGCGCGGGGCCAUAGACAUGUUCAAGGGUGUCAUGAUGCUCACCUACUCGCUGUCGGCCGCCAAGUGGGAGCAGGGCGGGUACGGAGCCAUGGUGAGCGUGCCGUCGCUGCACCCCGGGCUGCUGGCUGCGUGCUACCCCUGGCACCCUACAAAGUACAAGGGCAACAUCGCAAACAUGCAGAACAUUGCCACAACAGUGGUGUUUGCACGUGAUACGGGGUCUGGGCGCGUGACCAUCGACGGGCGCGGGCGGCCGCGGGUGCACUACUGGCCGGCGCCAGAGACGCAGCGGAGCAUCUUGGAGGGGAUGGAGCUGGCCCUGCGCGCCUACAUUGCGGCGGGCGCCAAGGAGGUCACCCUGCCGCACGCGUUUGGCCACUUGGUGACGACCGCCGACCAGGGCGGCCGCGGGCUCGAGGAGCUUAUCAGGUCGGCGCACGCUGGCGGGGUCCGGCGCUACGACAUGCCGCUGUUCUCGGCCCACCAGAUGGGCUCCUGCCGCAUGGGGGCGUCACCCAAGUGA
Monoraphidium neglectum is the source of this 1971-nucleotide messenger RNA. RefSeq lists its product as hypothetical. Gene Ontology annotation, molecular function: flavin adenine dinucleotide binding; oxidoreductase activity, acting on CH-OH group of donors. NCBI's taxonomy places the organism in Eukaryota, Viridiplantae, Chlorophyta, Chlorophyceae, Sphaeropleales, Selenastraceae. The coding region runs from base 1 to 1971 and encodes 656 amino acids. The record is from RefSeq and is a predicted model, not a curated record. The transcript has 14 exons.